UGAUCAACGGGGCGACAUACUCUUCAGUCAUUUAAGAAAAGACCACGGUUUUCUUGAGUUGGGUGUAAACUGAAGCAGAAACAUCCUUGGGAUGUGUAUGGUCUUCCUUGGAUUAUGAGGAUUUGAGGGAUAUAAGACAUUUAUGGAAAUGCAACUAUCAGAGGUGAAAAAACAGUCAGCACCCACACUGACUUUCUUUAUCAAUAUUAGCAAUUUGAGUUGCACUUACAUUUUGUUGGUACAUAUCAGGGGCCCCCAAAUUUUAGUUGCUCAAGGCAGUAUAUGGCUCCUGGAAGUAUUCUGUGUGGUGCUUUUAUUGUACCCACACAGUGUGUUAAUAGGCUGUAUAAUUGGGCAGAUUUUAGGUUUGGUGGCCAUAUAAGCAGUUUAGUCUCAAUUGUCCUAUGUCUACCCACUCAGGGUGCUUAUGUUAAUCCCACGCCCACUGAAGGCAUUUGGACUUUUGAUUCCUGAUGUUCACAUUCUUUUGUCUAAAAGAACUCUGAACAGUAAGUAUUACUCUGCUCAAAACAAAACAAAACAAAAAACCUUAGGAUAUUUCAUGUCCCAGUUCCAACACCCUUUAAGCUAAUCCCAGCUAAAAAUAAUUCUUCCUUUUCCCGAAUUUCUAUAAAACUUCAGUGAUCCUCACUUUGCAGUCUUGAUCAGCUGUCUUCUGUCGUAGCUCUUUAGGAAGGGUUCCUAUCUUAUUUCAGAGGGAGUGUCCUUUAUCAGCGGAGGUGCUCCUGUGGAAAUGACGCUUGGGCUUGUCAAAGAGAUCCGCUUAUUAUCUGAAACAGCCAAAAAUACUUCCAUGUGUUUGGACCUUUUACUUUAUACUUUCUCUUUGCUCCUUUGCCAGCCCUGGUUGCCUUGAUUUAGAAAUCGGUCUUGGGUUCUGAUGCUUUAUUGACGCUGCCUAGUUUUGAUGAAUCACUUACUCACAACCAGAGUCCUCAUGUUAACUUGCCUGGGAUGAUGUUGACUCCAUUCAUUCAGGGCUUUGGUGACUUAGCUCUGCUUCUCAGUAUAUGAUCCUAAGCUGUGUCCACGUCUUAUCCUGGGGAUGCUACACGAAAGGAACCAUAUUUAUCACCAUGGGAAGAAUUGGGACAGAGUUGAGGAUGGGAGUCCUGCUUUCGUAGUCCCCUGGUACCAAGCACUGUUCUUUGUAGACAGAUCCUUGAUAAAAAUUUGUUAAUGGAAUAAAUGAAAAAACAAAGCAGUUAUAGUAGCAUCUCAUGAUGUGGGAAGGGAAGUACAAUUCAUCUAGUGCUGAAUAUGCUUCUUCUUUACAUGAGGCAUCGUGGUAGGCAUUGAGAAUUCAAAGAUGGAAAGGUAAGGAGUUGGCACUCUCCUGGAAGUCUAGAGUUAAAGGAAAAGUGUGGGUGGUCAGCUAGGACAGAGAUGAUAGAGAACCUAUUAAAUUGUAGGUCUUAAUCCCGGGUCCAGGUUCAAAAAAGUCUUGAAUAUGUUGGAGGGGUUGCAAUUUCCGAGCUGGAAAAAUUCUUGAGGACUUGGGUCUUGAUGCCAGGCUGCAGAACGAUGGCUUCGGAGGGAAGAGGGGGGCAGGUGAAGGAUCUGGCAAAGGUUAAAUGUCAAACCCCUUUGAGGUCAUGAGCAGGUUUCCCAGGGCUGCUCAUUCUACCUUUUGGUCAAAUUUUCCUGGGCUACUUGUUAGAAAAGGAGAUUUUUUUCAUAUUUAAAAAAAAAAAUCACAUGGCAUCCUGGAGAACAAGUUCUUUUACUAGCAUGACAUGACUUUUAAAGUACUGAAAUCUGUUGUGAAGCGCAGCGGAGGUUCUGAAUUCUUUUUGGGAAAUGGGGCCCCAACCUUACUGGUAAAUUUGUGCUUUUACUUAAGAUCACAGAUGAUGUGGUCAGCGUUUUUUGAUUAUGAAGCAAGCUCUAAGAAAAUAGAACAACUGAAGUAAUCUUCCUCUCUCUAAACUGUAAGUUAUCUUUCACAGCAUCUCAUUGGAGAGGCAACCUUGAGGGCUAAAGUAACUAGGUUAUCCUCUCAUCUAACCAACACGAGGAACUGUCUGGCUUCCGUGAGUGACAUGAGCCCAGAGUGGGGUGGAGGGAAAUGUGGAUGUAUUGCAUUUUGAGGUCUGGGUUGCUGUUUGUCACUCUGUCUCUUGCCAUUGCCAAGCACAAGCAAUCUUCCUUCGCCGCAAGUUGCUACCCAAGGGGAACACUGUCCCAAGCUGUUGAUACGCUCUAUGUCAAGGCAGCAAGGCUCAAAGCAACAAUUCCAGAAGAUCGCAUAAAAAAAGUACAGUUAUUAAAAAAGAAAACAAAAAAGCUAUUUAUGAAAAACUGCAGACUCCAAGAACAACUACUGUCCUUUUUCAUGGAAGAUGUUUUUGGUAAACUCCAAUUACAAGUUUGCAAGGAAAUACACUUUGUGGAAGACUUUCACAGCCUUAGGCAGAAAUUGAGCCACUGUAUUUCCUGUGCUUCAUCAGCUAGAGAAAUGAAAUCCAUUACCAGGAUGAAAAGAAAAUUUUAUGAGAUUGGAAAGAAAGGAAUCUACAAAGCCGUCAGUGAACUGGCUAUUCUUCUUUCCUGGAUUAAACAAUUUCUGGAAAGCAUUAAGUAAUGCAAGAAGCCAAGUGGAUUGAUUUGACUGUUAUUUUGAAAUAUAAUGAGAACAACCAGAAAUCAAUUUAAAGCAGUGUAUUUCCUUUUUAAAAUUUUGUACAUAGUACUAACAGCAAAUUAGAUGAUUCAGAAUAGACUAGAGGACUUUAAUGUAAUAAAAUUUUGGAGGUAAGUAAGUUGUCACUAAUAUGCACAUUUUCUGUAUUUUCAAAGAAUGUUUUCAGCCUGAACAUGUUUUGUCAUUCCCAAGUGCAUUGCAUGAGUUUAAUCUAAAGGCGUAUAACCAGAAUUAAAUCAUGUAAUAUUUGUGCAUAGAAAAUGACAGAUUUCUGGGAUACAAUAUAAUGUUAUUGAGACUUACAUAGCUGCCGUGUAUAUGAUUACUGUCUACUUAAGGGUUUGGUGAUUAUUAAUUAUGCCCAGUGUGAACUUAGCCCCUAAUAGAUUUUGAUUUUAAUGAAAUAAGCUGUGUUUCUUUCUCCUGGAUGUCCUUUUUAGGACAGUAUGCUAGAAUUUCAUUGAGUACAAUGGGUAACUACCAGAUCAGAUCA
Molecule: messenger RNA, 3158 nt
Organism: Orcinus orca (killer whale)
Lineage: Eukaryota; Metazoa; Chordata; Mammalia; Artiodactyla; Delphinidae
Gene: IL26
Product: interleukin 26
Exons: 5
Coding region: 2090-2605 (171 amino acids)
Source: RefSeq, a predicted model, not a curated record